AUGGCCAACAACCCACCAUCACCACCACAACACCCCCUCUGGCGCCGCACCCCCCUAGUCGAAUCCGCCAUCCUCUCCCGCUCCGCCGGCUGCCGGAUCUUCCUCAAACUCGAAAACCUCCAGCCCUCAUCCUCAUUCAAAUCCCGCGGCAUCGGCAACUUCGUCCGCAAAGCCGCCGAUGCAGCGGCCGUUGCUGCUUCGCAGUCUGCAGCUCCUACCAUCAACGGCACCACUACGCAAUCUGGACCCGAAAUCCACUUCUACAUCUCGAGUGGUGGUAAUGCAGGCUUAGCAGCUAUCUCAGCUGCUACUACGCUAGGCUACCCGUGCACGGUCGCGCUCCCGACGUCAGCGUCGCCGGCUAUCCUCGCGAAGCUAAGGGCUGCUGGGGCGAGCGAUGUGCUUGUGCACGGGCAUAGUUGGUUUGAGGCGGACCAGUACUUACGGGAAACCGUUAUGCCGGACGCGGAAGCACGCAGUGGAGUUAAGGGAAUCUACGUGCCGCCGUUCGAUCAUGAGGAUGUGUGGGAGGGGCACAGCACGAUGAUUGGGGAGAUCGAGGCGCAAAUGCGGGAGUUAGGAGAAGAGGACAGACCAAAUGCAAUCGUCUGCUCCGUCGGCGGCGGAGGUCUGUUAUCUGGCGUCAUUCAGGGCGCGCAAAAGGCAGGCUGGGUUGGUCGCGAAGCGGCUAGCAACGGCACGAAGACUAAAAUAAUAGCGACGGAGACAGUGGGAGCAGAGUCACUGCACAAAUCCCUCGAAGCAGGCAAACAAGUCACCCUGCCGGGGAUAACCUCCAUCGCGGCCUCCCUCGGUGCAGUACGGGUGGCGGAUCGUGCGUUCGAGCUCGCAUCUGACCCCUCCAACAAUGUCGUCAGUGCUGUGCUGACCGAUGCGGAAGCGGCCAUGGGCUGCUGGCGGUUUGCGGACGAUGAGAGGAUGUUGGUUGAGCCAGCAUGUGGAGUCAGUGUGGCGCUGGCGUAUGAGCCGGACAGGCUGAGAGAGCUGGUUGGGGGCGACUUGAACAGGGAGAGCAAGGUGGUGAUUGUGGUUUGCGGAGGCAGUCGGAUUGAUUUGGAUACACUGGAGGAAUAUAGGAGGAAGUAUGGGAAACAGAUCGAGGAAAUGAGGUUGAGUGGGAACGGAGAUGUGCCUAGUGCUCUGAAGGGUGUCUGA
This is a messenger RNA of Cyphellophora attinorum, 1176 nucleotides long. RefSeq names its product L-serine dehydratase. NCBI's taxonomy places the organism in Eukaryota, Fungi, Ascomycota, Eurotiomycetes, Chaetothyriales, Cyphellophoraceae. The transcript has a single exon. Gene Ontology annotation, molecular function: threonine deaminase activity; pyridoxal phosphate binding; L-serine ammonia-lyase activity. The record is from RefSeq and is a predicted model, not a curated record. The coding region runs from base 1 to 1176 and encodes 391 amino acids. Gene Ontology annotation, biological process: L-threonine catabolic process; L-serine catabolic process.